Branchiostoma belcheri (Belcher's lancelet) is the source of this 994-nucleotide messenger RNA. Its product is annotated as ribose-5-phosphate isomerase-like. The transcript is spliced from 9 exons. The record is from RefSeq and is a predicted model, not a curated record. Gene Ontology annotation, cellular component: intracellular membrane-bounded organelle. Gene Ontology annotation, molecular function: ribose-5-phosphate isomerase activity. Gene Ontology annotation, biological process: pentose-phosphate shunt, non-oxidative branch; D-ribose metabolic process. NCBI's taxonomy places the organism in Eukaryota, Metazoa, Chordata, Leptocardii, Amphioxiformes, Branchiostomatidae. The coding region runs from base 40 to 897 and encodes 285 amino acids.
GUUCCAGCUUUCCCAGCAUGCUCAGGACCACCCAGCUGAAUGAAGUUGCGCGGGUUCGUCACACUUGCACGCAUUUCCUCGUGCGUUCUGACGACGAAGGGCCUCAAACCGAGCCAUUUCUGCGUCCUAAGAAGGUGUUAUUCUUCAGACAUGGACUUGAUAACACAGGCUAAGCAGUCAGCGGCGUUCCAGGCCAUAGACAACCACGUCAAGAACGGCCAGGCUCUGGGGAUAGGAUCGGGGUCUACGAUAGUGUUUGCUAUUAACAGACUAGCGGAGAGGGUACAAGAGGAAAACCUGAAUGUUGUUUGUGUGCCAACAUCAUUCCAGUCUAAGCAGCUGCUGACAGAGAAAGGCCUGACGGUGUCUGACUUGGAGCGCACACCUUCGCUUGAUGUUGCCAUAGACGGAGCUGACGAGGUCGACAAAGAUCUCAACCUCAUCAAAGGGGGAGGUGCUGCCUGCACACAGGAGAAGAUUGUUGCUUCCUGUGCCAAGUACUUCGUAGUGAUCGCAGAUCACAGGAAGGACUCCAAAUUGCUGGGAGAGCAGUGGAAGAAGGGAGUUCCCAUUGAGGUGAUCCCCAUGGGUUACGUGCCUGUCAUCAGGGCCAUCGAGAAGAAACUGGGAGGGAAGGCUGUGCUCAGGAUGGGAGCUAACAAGGCUGGACCUGUUGUAACAGACAACGGAAACUUCAUUCUGGACUGGAAGUUUGAUGAGACGAAAGACUGGAAGAAAGUUAACAUGGAAAUCAGUAUGAUCCCUGGUGUGGUUGAGACUGGUUUGUUCAUCGACAUGGCACAGCGAGCAUACUUUGGAAUGCCUGACGGAUCAGUCACCUUCAGGGAAAAACUGUCCAGAAACGGAACUCCGGAGAGCGAUGAGAGCGAAAAAUAGCGACGGUCCGAACAGUCCAUGUCGAAUUGUAGAUGUUAGUGGAAUUAGAGGGAGAUAGGUCCUACAUUUGUAAACUAAAUACACAUAUUUUUGCUAU